UCUGGAAUCCUGCUUGCCGUGCUCGCCAUGGCGUUGAGUGUUCCGCGACAAGCGAUGCCCCCGCGCGUCAUCAUGCCAAUGCGGGCUGAACGGCCCACAGAUGGACUGCGGCGUAUUGCCCUUCAAUAUGAUCACAAGGAUUUGAGCGAAGCCACCCUGAAUUGGAGCAAAAGUCGACAGCUGGGCUCCGGUUCCUAUGGCGCAGUCUUCAAGGGCGAGAUGAAGGAUGGGACUCAAGUUGCCAUCAAGAUGAUCGACCUGGGCGCAUUGAAAAGCUCUGGCCAGACAGAGGACAUGGCUGGUUUCGAUCAGGAGGUAGCAACAUUGAGCAAGUUUCGUCAUCCCAAUCUGGUGACCUUGAUCGGUUGGGGAAAACACUAUGACUUGCCGCAUCGCUACUUGGUCUACGAGUUGAUGACCGGAGGCGACAUCUACGAUCGCUUGAUGAAGAGCCGGAAACGACAGAAUCCGGUGGCCUUCCAUUGGUAUGAGCGCUUGAGCGCCCUGUCGGACGCUGCAUCUGGCCUAUCCCACAUGCACAACUCGAACCCGGAGGCGUUUCAUCGGGAUAUCAAGAGCGCCAACAUAUUACUAGAUCGGCAUGGUACAGCAAAGAUGGCCGACUUUGGUUUGAGCAUCACCUCGAAAGCUGGAGAUGCCAAGAGCUGCAAGGUAGACACCAUCAGUGGAACACCUGGCUAUGCCUGCCCGAUCUACGCUCGCACAGGGCAGGUCACAGAAUUUAGUGAGGUGUACUCCUUUGGAAUGGUCAUCCUGGAAGUUCUCACAGCCAUUCCGCCAGCCAUGGCGGACAACACAAAGCCAGGUGGCAUUGGCUAUCCCAUCGAAGACAGGAUCAAGCCGGGCUUGGAUGGAGCUUUAGGGCGGUGUGUGCAGCUUUUAGAUCCCACAGCAUCUUGGCCUCCGGGACUUCCCGAGGAGCUCGGCUCCCUGGGCAUCCGCUGUGUGAAUGCCAUCGACGAGACAAAGCGACCUCGCUUUGUGGAGGUGGUUCGUGCGCUGCGAGCCAUGCAAGACAAGUACCCAACUCCAUCUGGAGGUCCCGUUGUGAUGCCCGGCUACGGUGGCUACGCCGCGAUCCCCGAGGGGGACCCGCAGGGCUCGGGUCUGUCGGGCCUGCCAUCCGUGCCGUACAUGUUGGAGCUGAUCCGCGCGGAUGACAUUGAGGUGGAACGACUUCCUCCACACAAACGUCGACUACAUCUCUUCCCAAGCCUGGAUAAGGCCUCUGGGAGAUAUACAGCGCCUGUGGGACGACAGCAUCAGCCCGACCUCUUUGAAAGUUGGUUAUCCAAUGAAGAGCUUCGCAGCUGCAUUUCCCGCCUGGCCUUUGAGGUGAGCUGGAUCCCUUCCGGAGAUGCAAAGAUCACGGCGAGAGGCAACAAUCCUGUGACCUUGAACGACCAGAUCCUGACUCGAAAUCAGCCGAUGUCUCUGAGUAUUGGAUCUGAGAUUGGUUUCCCCUAUUCUCAGACCGGUGAGUUAGCCCUGUUCCUCCAGCUACGCUUUGCGCCUGCCACCAUGGACUCGGCGUGUCGCAACGCCGCGGCGGUGGCGCCUACGGCGGUCUUGGACUUCGGGGAGGACAACUUCAGCAACGGUACAUGGGCCUUGCGCUGUACUUUCGUGGAGGGUCUGAAUGACGAGGAGCUCUCUGAUUUGCCCUCGAGUGUCACCGAGUUCAAGGUAGAGAGGGAUGCGCCACUGGUCAUAGGUCGGCAACACCAAGCGAAGGAGUUGGAACGACUCUUGUCCAAGGCCUCUUCUUGCAUGAGCUUCAUCUCUCGAGCUCAUGUGCAACUGGAGGUGCAGAGUGGUGCUUUGCUGGCGACAAACAUCAGCAACAACCCUGUCUACGUUGACAAGAAGCCUUUGUCCAGAGGCGAGUCGAGAAGACUAUGCCCUAACCAGGUAAUUAGCUUUGCAAGACUGGAUGGAAGUACUCACGUGCUGUUCAUUUCCUUUGAGGCCAUCCUUGUGGAUCGAUCUGCAGCCAAGACCAAAGCGGUCAGGUGAUGGGCCCGAUGUCAAUGUCUCGUUGGUCGUCCAACCUCUGUUGGUUGAUGAUUAUAG
This is a messenger RNA of Cladocopium goreaui, 2094 nucleotides long. The record is from the annotation of a GenBank genome assembly. NCBI's taxonomy places the organism in Eukaryota, Dinophyceae, Suessiales, Symbiodiniaceae.